AUGUCGACUGUCAUGGUUGGCGGUUGUUGUUGGAAUAGAAGACUCCGCCUUUUACAAGCGAAAGCUUCGUUUGUCCGAAAAUAUUCAUCGAUACGUCAUUAUAGCGGUCUUCAAACAUCCCAGGUUGGCUUAGAAUUUAUUGUUGGCGAUAAAGAUUUUGAACAAGGAAAAUUGAAGCUGCGCUGCGUGGCAACUAUAUCACAAGUCUAUUCCAGUGGAAGCGAAGAGCUGAUCAUUGGGGACAGAGGUCAAGCCUCAGGUUCUCAUCAUGCAGUUCCUUACGUGGUUCCAGGUCAAGAUGGUCCGAAAAUUGAAGGUACAAGUCCAAGGUAUGAAAUUGGGGACUUGGUAGAUGUUAACUGUACAUCGGCUCCUGCUCGCAGCGCAGCUCUUCUCAAAUGGUUUAUAAAUGACAAAGAGAUUCCCGCUAAUGAGACUACACCACAUCCACCGAUCAUCUAUACCGAAGAUUUAAAAGCCACAGUUUUGGGACUUCGAUUCCGCGUGCAGCAGAAUAUGUUCAAAAGCGAUGAAUUAAGGCUGAAAUGCACUGCUACUUUGUCUCGAGUAGUUAGUCUGAGUAGUGAUGUGACAGUUGUUGGAGGAAAUCAGCAGAAUUCCGGUUUUCAUGUUUCGGAAAAUACUGUUUCUGUAACAAAUCCAACUCCUCGCUGCUGUGUCGAAAGAACAUUGUGGAUUUCCAUUUUAUUAACAGUACUGGCAAUGUGGUAUCCAAACGAUCUCUGUUCUGGUUUGCUGAUGUCGUCCGUCUACUGACAAUCAAUGAGUCUAGUUGGAAUGACUUUGUGGACAACAUUUAUGAGCAGGUAGCUGAAAUUCUAAAGUCACUCUAUGAACUACGAUAUUUAAGCAAACUUCCUUGAAAGGACUACUAAUGGAAUGAAAUGAUGAAACCCCUUAUGGUUCGAGACUGAAAACUUGCAUUGAGGUUUAAUAUGCCUCAAAAUGCAUUUAAAACAAGAUAAUUUCAAUGAUUCAACAAAACUCGCUCCAAGAGGUCUUACUCAGACAUCACAGGCAGGAACUACGAUUAUAUGAGAGACCAUUUUGAAUGCAUCAACCACAGGCAGUUCAUGACGGCAGCAUUUACCUCCAAUGUAUUAUAAAUAAUAUUAUCGAAGUAUUUUAUAAUAGGGAAGAAAAGCUUAAAGUACUUUUUGAUCAAGCAUUAUAACGAACAAAGAAGAAUAUGAUAGACUAUGAUCGUGUAUUUGUUUUGUUUGGCAUAUAUAUCUCGCACAUUAUUGUCUUUGAGUUGGAAAUGCUUAAUACUUUAAAAUGUAACAUAUCAUUAGAAAGACGUAUUGACUUCAUCUGAAUUUGAGGACUCUGAAAUAUAAAAGUGUCUUUGAAGCAUUAAAAUAUACAAAUGCUGUAUAUGAAUACCCUGUACCACUAGAUAUGUAAUUAAUUUUCUUAGUAGUAAGCUCACGGCUUGAAUACAAAAAAGACAGAAAUUCUUUUCACAAAUGAAGAAGUUUACUAUUUACAUAAAAGAAUUAAUUCAGUUACUUUUCAUGUAUACUUCAUGUAUAUAACUAUUUGCAUUUUUGAACCAGUACUCAGGUUGUAGAGGAUUGUUAUAACAAAACUUAGAUUUAUAUCUCUCUUGUUUGCACGAAUCGUGGUAUGUGCACAUUUGUAAAUACGCACUGUUCACAUUUGAUGAGCCUAUUAAAUAUAAAUU
Messenger RNA from Stegodyphus dumicola, 1708 nucleotides. RefSeq lists its product as uncharacterized. Lineage: Eukaryota; Metazoa; Arthropoda; Arachnida; Araneae; Eresidae. The record is from RefSeq and is a predicted model, not a curated record.